Stomoxys calcitrans (stable fly) is the source of this 2759-nucleotide messenger RNA. Its product is annotated as V-type proton ATPase 116 kDa subunit a 1. Gene Ontology annotation, biological process: proton transmembrane transport; vacuolar acidification. Gene Ontology annotation, molecular function: ATPase binding; proton-transporting ATPase activity, rotational mechanism. The transcript is spliced from 6 exons. Bases 69 to 2567 code for a protein of 832 amino acids. NCBI's taxonomy places the organism in Eukaryota, Metazoa, Arthropoda, Insecta, Diptera, Muscidae. Gene Ontology annotation, cellular component: vacuolar proton-transporting V-type ATPase complex; vacuolar proton-transporting V-type ATPase, V0 domain; plasma membrane. The record is from RefSeq and is a predicted model, not a curated record.
UUGAGCUGGUUUUUGAGAAAAAAAAAUAAUUUUUCACGUGCCGGUGUAUUUGAAGUAACGGCUCAAUCAUGGGGGACAUGUUUCGAAGUGAGAAAAUGUCCUUGUGCCAGAUAUUCCUGCAACCAGAAGCAGCAUAUGAGACAGUGGCACAAUUUGGGGAAGAGGGUUGUGUACAGUUUCGUGAUAUGAACGAAGACCUCACAGCCUACCAGAGGAAGUUUGUCUCUGAAGUAAGGCGUUGCGAUGAAUUGGAACGAAAAAUUCACUUCAUUGAGAACGAAAUCCGAAAAGAUGAUAUUACAAUACCGGAUCUGGAUUUCGAAAAUGUGCCACCUGCACCCAAACCUCGUGAAAUGAUCGAUCUGGAGGCGCAGCUGGAGAAGACCGAAAAGGAAAUCAUUGAAUUGGCACAGAACGAUGUUAAUUUGAAGUCCAACUAUUUGGAAUUAACUGAAAUGUUAAGGGUUUUAGAAAAGACCCAAGGCUUCUUCGAAGAGCAGCAAGUCGUCAAUAUGGAGUUGAGUAAGAACAGAGAUGAUCACCAUCAUCAGGGUGGUCACUUGGGCUUUGUGGCCGGAGUAGUAGGUCGUGACAGGCAAUUUGCAUUCGAACGCAUGUUAUGGCGUGUGGCUCGCGGCAAUGUAUAUGUCAAGAGUUCACAGUUGGAGGAAACCCUCAAGGACCCAAAAACUGGAAGUGUCAUCUACAAGACAGUAUUUGUUGUGUUUUUCCAGGGCGAACAAUUACGAUCUCGAGUGAAAAAGAUAUGUACGGGUUUCCACGCCUCCAUGUAUCCCUGUCCCGAAGAGCAUUCCGAGAGAGCCGAAAUGAUCAAGGGAUUACGAACACGCCUGGAUGAUUUGAAGAUAGUCCUGCAGCAGACCGAGGACCAGCGAAAAUGUGUCCUCACUGCUGUUUGCCAUCAGCUGACCAAGUGGUGUGUUAUGGUGCAAAAGAUGAAAGCCAUCUACCACACCAUGAACAUGUUAAAUCUAGACGUUACAAGCAAGUGUCUGAUCGGUGAGUGUUGGGUGCCCAAUCGCGAUUUACCGGCAGUCCAAUAUGCUCUAGCCGAAGGUUCCAAGGCAGCGGGCAGUCACGUGCCCUCAUUUCUAAAUGUGGUGGAAACAAAUGACACUCCUCCCACAUACUAUCGCACCAACAAGUUCACCCGAGGCUUUCAGAAUCUGAUCGACGCUUAUGGUGUGGCCACUUACCGUGAAGCCAACCCGGGCCUCUAUACUUGCAUCACGUUUCCCUUCCUGUUUGCUGUGAUGUUUGGUGACAUGGGUCACGGCUUCAUUUUGUUCCUUUUCGGUCUGUGGAUGGUGCUCUGGGAGAAAUCACUGGGACGCAAAAGAGGUGGUGAAAUUUGGAAUAUAUUCUUUAGUGGCCGUUACAUAAUUCUCCUGAUGGGUAUUUUUGCCGUUUACACUGGCUUCCACUACAACGAUUGUUUCUCAAAAUCCUUCAAUGUAUUUGGUAGUACAUGGCGCAUACGCUACAACACCACCACAGUGCUAACUAAUGCUGCGGGCUUAACCCUAGAUCCCACCACGGCAGCGGAAGGCGUCUAUGUAAUGGGUAUGGAUCCUAUUUGGCAGUUGGCCGAUAACAAGAUCAUUUUCUUGAAUACCUACAAAAUGAAACUCUCCAUUAUAUUUGGUGUCCUACACAUGGUGUUCGGUGUCUGCAUGUCAGUGGUGAAUUAUGUCUACUUUAAACGAUACGCCAGUAUAUUCCUGGAAUUCAUACCACAAAUGAUUUUCCUGUUGCUGCUUUUCGGCUAUAUGGUCUUUAUGAUGUUCUACAAAUGGGUUAAGUACUCACCCAAAGCAGAGGCCUUAGCCGAAAGUCCCGGUUGCGCUCCCUCCGUUCUAAUUAUGUUCAUAAACAUGGUGCUAUUUAAGUCAUCCGAAGUAUCCGCCGGUUGUGAUGCUAAUAUGUUCAAUGGUCAAACCAGAUUGGAGAUGAUAUUUGUGAUCGUGGCUGUUGUCUGUAUACCAUGGAUGUUGAUUGGUAAACCACUGUACAUCAAAUACACGCGAAAGAGUAAACCUGAGCAUGUCGAAGAUUUCAAAUCAACCGAUACAUUGGAAAUGGUGGAAGGCGAUACUGCCAUUGUGGUAGAAGUAACACAUACUAGCAAGAAGGAAAGCGAUGGUCAUGGCAGUCAUGAGGACGAACCAAUGAGCGAAAUUUGGAUUCAUCAAGCCAUUCAUACAAUUGAAUAUGUCUUGAGUACCAUUUCACAUACAGCUUCGUAUUUGCGUUUAUGGGCUUUAUCUUUGGCUCAUGCUCAAUUAUCUGAAGUACUUUGGACAAUGGUUUUGUCAUUAUCUUUGCAAAUGCAAGGAUACACGGCCUCUAUCGCAGUAUUCUUCAUUUUCGCGAUUUGGGUAUUUUUCACUAUCGCCAUCAUGGUGAUGAUGGAAGGUUUGUCGGCGUUCCUCCAUACAUUGCGCUUGCAUUGGGUCGAAUUCAUGAGUAAAUUCUAUGAAGGCGCUGGCGUGCUGUUCCAACCGUUCAGCUUUAAAGUUAUUUUAGAAGGUGACGAUGACGAUUAAGCUAUCUGCUUCUGAAGUGCAUUUCCUAUAUGGUUAUUAGUCAAAACAUGCAUUUUGGGAUUAUUUUUUUUUUUUUGGCUAUUUUGGCUAUUUGGCGGACGAAAUGCCCAAGGAUUAUUUUUAAACAAAUUUUAAAUUCCAUUUCAAUUAUCAAAUUAGAAUAUAUUGUCAGCUUAAUGCCGCUUUGUGCCA